AUGACAAAUGAAAAAAUUUCAACUGGGUCGUUGGGCGAGAAAUUGAUGUUGAGAACAAGAACAAGAGGAUCAGUUCGAGAAACAUUAUCGAAGGCAAUUAGAAGUACAUUAAAAAGAAGUAACUCAAAUGAACGGGGUAAAUCAAUGAUGGAUUUGCCGAAAUACGGAACUGCACUCACAACAAUGACUAUGAGAAGUUCAGAAGAAAGAAGUUCUGAAAGUGAUACAAAAGUGAGUUCUUUCUUCAUCAUAAAAAAAUAAAUAUUUCAAUUUUUCUCUCUUUCUGAUUCUAUGGCCAUGUUACAGUAAUUAUUUCUAUGCAACUCGCAGUUUCCGUGUGUCUGAAAUCUAAAAAAUUCAUUUUCAGGAACCUUACCGGAUUUAUUUCAAGAGUAACACGAAUCACAGUAUUGCGACAAGUCGAAGUAGCAGCGGCUGUCAUUCUUCAUGUUCACCUCGUUCGAGUUCAAGUACUCCUCGCCGAAAUCGUCUACAUACAAAUACUUCAUCGUCUUCAAUUGGUUUCGGUAGUCUCAGUCAUCUUCCGCCUAUUCAAAAACCUCGAAAACAUUCGGAUUCUUUCAUUUCUUCAUCUUCGUGUCUAAUGUCACAAAGUAUGUAUUCUGAAACUGCUCCAAAUUGGGGAGUUCCAUCUUCACCAAGUUUAACAACUUUGAAAGAUUUUGAAAUGAAUGGAGAUUAUGAGGAUUUGGAAGAAGAGGAAGAAGAUGAGAUUGAAUUUGAUGAUGGAAGAUCGGUGAUAUCAUCGGCAUCAACAAGUCGAUUAUUCAGUUUGGAUCGAAGAUCAAAGUUUCAAAAAAAUCAAAAUUCGCUUCGUCAUUUUUUGAACUCUCCAGGUAUGAUUUAUUACAAAAAAUUCAGAAAAAAAGUUCUAAACGAAAUGUUUUCCCCGAUACUUAUUCAUGAACCAAGAAAUCUCUGGCACAAUUUUUCUUCACAUUACGAGCUCAUAAAAAGUGUUGCACUUAAUUUUUGUCCAUCCUUUUCUAUUGUUCCAACAUUUCGUUUCUAAACAUAAAAACAAAUCAUUGAAUUGAAAAAAUUCUCUUUUCUCAAAAAUACUCCCUCGAGUAUCACCCGUUUGAAUUAUUUCUGUGCUCGCUUAUUAGAAUUUUCGACAUUUUCUCUUUUGUCAUCGGCUUGUUUCUUUCUCAUGUUCAAAAUGUGAAACAACUUGUUUGAAUUAUUGUUUUCGCUCAAACUCCGCCCCGCCACAUGUGGAAAAAAGGCGCCAAAAUUUCUGCCGGUUCUCUCAUUCUUUCCGUUUUUGAAGUAUUCUUCAUUAUUGGAGCAAGAUAAAAGAAAAAAGAGUUCUUGAAGUAUAUUCCGGAACAUUAAUAUUUUCUAUUGUUAUUUUAUUGAGGUUUUUAUGACAAGUUUAAUAAAAUCGGUCACUGGUGAGUUCAAUUCUAAAAGUUCUGAAAUAUAAAAUUUUUAUAUCAAGAACACAAGACUUGAUAUUUUAGUAUAUAAAUACCAGAAGGGCUCCGCCGGCUAUCGCCGGCUCCUCCUUCUGGGUUGUCGCGGCUUCGCGCUCAGUAUCCUUUUGAUAAACAGUUCGUUUCUUUGAAGUACUGUUAGGAAUGGAACUAAACUUUUUUAUUGAGAUUUUGAACAAUUUGUUGAAAAACCGAAUUCUUGUAUCAAAAAGUAUUCAACAUCAUCGCUUAUCUUAAGAUAAUUAAUUAAUUGUUUAACCUACAUCUAAACUUUUAAUAAAAUCACGAACAAUGGUAUUUGAGAUAUUUUUUCUGAUCACACAGACACCGCCCUAGCCUUUCUCAACAGAUGGAAAAAAAAUCAUUUUAUAACUUUGAAUAUCUCUCAGCUAAUUGGGGAAUAUUUGAGAACCCCAUGGAAGUUCACUUUUUCAAGGUUUAGCAACAGCCGCUGAAAAAAAACUAAUUUUAAAAAUUGCAUAAGAAUUCAAAAAAAAAUAUUUUGUGUGUACUUUUUUGAAAAUUGUUCCCUUUCUCCCUUAUUUUGGGAUCACCCGAAACAGUUGUAUGUUUGUAUGAUUCCCUUUCUCCUCAAAGAAGAGGUUUUCAGCACCUGCCUCUUUAAUAAUUAUAAAACUUAUUAGGUUUCCAACAAACACUAUGCAAGUGGUUUUUCGACAUGGAUUUCCAAAAUGGCUCUGUCAGUUUUAAGAGAAAAGAGUCAGUGCUUGAAUUUUCGUUUUUUUCAAAAUUUUUCAAAUUCUUGCGAAAUGAUUCUUCAAACCGAUAGAAAUUUCCAAAUGUCAACCGAUUGAGCGGACAUUAUUGGUUUAGAAAUCUAUCAAAUUGGAAUUUCGCUUCGAAGUCGUUUAAAAAUACGAAAAAUUGGGUUGUGGAAAAAUUUCGCCCUGGAAUUCCAACCCAUUUUUUUCACCGACCUUUUUCCGCGGUGCUUCGGACACAUUUUUGGUAUUGUCAGUCCAAAAUUUUGUGACCGUUGGAAGAGAACCGGCCUAGAAAACCAAAUCCUCUUUCAAUACAAAAUAUCGAAGCAGCCGCGAAGUCUACUGUACUUUGGUUUUCUCUUCCACGGUUCUUUUUUUUAGGAUUGACAAUAUCUAACUCGUUUUGAGAACCCAAUUCAUAGAUUUAAGGUUUCAAAUAAAGAUUCGACCAUAUUUUGGGAUCACCCGAAACAGUUGUAUGUUUGUAUGAUUCCCUUUCUCCUUAAAGAAGAGGUAUGUGUGAUGAUGAAGUAGCUUUCAAACGAAAUGAUGUCUUUUCAUCCAUAUUUUCCUUUUAAAAAGCCUCUAUCUUGAAAUCCGUUUAUUAAAAAUUGAGAGAAAGUUGAGUACUCGAAGACAUGGAAUUUCAGAAACCUCAGCGGAUUUCCCUUACUUUUAAUGGAGGAAAUCCAAAUUUAAGUUUUUUGAAUUACAUUUUUCCAUAAUUUUUUCUCCUCUUUCGAAAAAAAAGAAGAAAUCCGUUGAGGUUCUCGAAAUUCCACGGGUUUCGAGUACUCAAAAUUUCUUUCAUUUUUUGAUUAAACAGAUUUCAAGAUAUAGAUUGUAAAAAGAAAAAAAAAUGAUAAAAAGACAUAUUCUUUCAUUUAAAAGCAGCUUCAUCUCUUCCCCUACUCCUCAUUCCAGAAAGAGUCCUUUAAGAUAAAUCCUUUAUCCGAUAUUUUGCCUCUGUCAGACUUCCCACCUCAACCUCUUUCAGUAUUGACUUUUUUUUUGGAACUGGCUCUUAAUCAGCUUAACCUGAUCAAAAAUCCUAAUAAAAACUAAUAACUAAUAUUUGAAAGAAGCAUGAAGCAUGUUUUUUGUCUUCUAUGAAUAUCAUCAUGCCUAGUCAAUUACUGUACAGCGCAGGGAGUAGAAUUUCUCUCGAAAAAACUGAUUCACUUCACAGCUAGCCUAAACCUAAACCAAAACUCACGAUAGAAUACGAUUCAGCUCGUCUUUUUCCAUUCAUUGGAAAUUGCUUUCAUCUGAAGUUUCAAAUUACUAAUGAAAAUACAGUAGUACAACUCACUUUGUUUUCUAUUAAUUUAGCCAACCUAUUAGGAAGAAGCUAUCAUCGAGAAAUGCCCAAAAAUUGUUGGCUUCUUCAGAAAACAGAAAGAUCAGAUAAGAAACGUGUCCUUUAAUUUUUUGUGGAAUAAAAACGUGCUCAUUCUUUUUUUCAUGAAAAAAGUUUAGAUUUUUCACGUGAAAACUCGCGCACUUUUUGAAAAAUCGAAUAUUAGCGCAUCGAUGGGAAAGAAUUUGGGAUCGAAUGGUGAAGGUCCCAUCAAAAAUGGCCUUCUGGAAAUUGAGAAAAGUCGAGCGACACAUUUUGAAACCCAAAAAUACAUUGAAAAUUUUGAAUUUUUUCAAACUUUGCAUUUUUCCGCGCACUUAUCAGAAGAGUAGAAAAUGAUAAAUGACUUCCCCACCAAGUAGACGUAAUUUCCUAACUUCUAGUUCAGGAAUUUCCAAUUUUCAUGCUCUGGGAGUGAAAUGCGGGCUCUGGACACACAUUUUUUAUUUUUGUCAAUUAGUAUAUAGUAAGAUUUUUGUUUUGAUGCGAAUUUAUUCAUAACAAAAUCCGUAAACAUGUGAUGUUUUUCGAAAAAGUCCAACCAAGAUUUAUUUCUUUACUUUUUACAACGUUUUCCUUGAUUUACAAGCAGAAUAUCUAAUGUUAUUAUUUAUUUGUACUCGGCGGACACCUUCUUCCAUUCUUUUGUCUAUGUAUUUAUUCUUACUUUUUCUUUAUUUUAUUUCGCCCGUUCGUCCAUUUUAGUAUACUGUGUAUUUCCACAGAUGUGUGCGGUUAGAUGAAUUGACAGCUGUGGUAUAAAGAAAAAAACGAGUAGAUAGUUAUGUCCCUUUUCGGGACUCACCAGAUGGUCAGAAUUUUGCAAAAAAAAAAAAACGAUUGAAAACUAAUAAAAUUGCAGCUGUGAAAUUAUUGGUUCUCAGUUUAUAGUAUCAAAUUCCAUAAACAUUUUUUUGAUUAUAUGAAUAAAAUACAAAAGUUCAAUGUUGCAUUGAUAAACAAUUUUCAGUUAUGAAAAAUUGGUCUAAAAAUAACAGGAUUUUCAAUACAGUUUUCCAGCGGAAUAAAUUUUUUGCAAUUUUCGACGUUAAUUGAAAUAUUUUAUUAUUAGUAAAAUGGGUUAGGCAAAAGUUUUAGCUCUAAUUGCAUAUUCUAAAUGUUUCUCCAUUUUAAUCAAAAUGGCCAAAAACUUCAAAGUAAUAUUUGUAUUGUUGUUCUCAUUUCUUAAUGUUGCAUAUGAAUAAUACACCUGUGUAUUCAUCGAGCAAAUAAUGACUGGGACCUUUUUUUCUCGUCUCGCCAUUUCCCAACCUUUUCCUUUUUUGUCUACAAUAGCCACGCCUUGUUUGUCUGCGUCUCACUUUCUUCUCCUUUUUUUUCCUUAUACGCAAUAAUUCGACCUGCGUUUCUCUUCAUAUAUCCGUUUAGUUAUUCACAUAUCUAAUAAUCUUAUUAUUUAUACCUGUGCAUCAUCUCAUUUUCAUAAUCAGAGAAGAUAUUCAAUCGGGUCGUAUUUCAUUUUUCGCAAUUCCCUAACGAAGUUUGCAUAAGAAAGUUUUCUGUUUGUUUCGAAAACGCAAUUUAUGGCUUCGUUGUGCAGCAAUUUUUUUGGAAUCCCGAUUGGUGAGUUUUUUUUUACUUGCUCGUUAUAGUUUUGGAAAUCAGGGACGAAACAUUUUUUUUCGAAAUUUAGAAGAAGUAUAAUUAGGCGCGCGCGCGUUUCAUUUGUGCAGUUUUUGUAGACUCUGUGUGAUUGAUGUAUCAAGUUACAAUAAAUUAUUUAAACGUGUUGUGUAUAUGUUUCAUUUGAUUGAUUGUUGCUAUUCACGCAUUUUCAAUUCAAAACAUCUUACUAACUCAAUUAAAUCCUGUCUUUCGAAUCUAUCAAUCAUUUUUACACAUCAUAUUAUUGUGGCAAUCCUAGUACGAUUCUCAUAGUGUUUUCUUCACAUUUUCUAUUUCAAUCUAUUCUUUUUGGUUGACUUAUACUUUAAUUAUCUGUUUUGUUUUUUACCCGAAUUGGGCGGUCGUUUCUCUUUUUUUCGUACAAAAUUGUUCGUUUUCAACAGCCAUCAAAUGUCACCGUUUUGCUUGAAUUGUGAGUUUUUUGUUUGGCUUCGAAAUAAAAUAAAAGAAGAUUCGCAUCUUUUUUUUCGCGGUUUAGUGCUUUUAUCUGACCCGAAAUCUGGAUAAACAGUUUUUUGUUGAAAUCUUUUUUCCGAAUAAAAAAAUGUGGUGGAACAGAAUAGGAACAAAUAAAAUUAGGGUUAUUAAUGUUUUUGUUAUGUCCUUGACGCGCAUUGUUUAUGAUGAGAACGAGAAAUGCAUGGAUUAUUAGUUAGUACAUGUUAUGUGAUACUAUUCGGAAAAAAUUUCCAACCGGAUGAAACAAGUUUAAUUGUAUGUUUUCAUAAGAACAUUAUUUAAAAAAAAUCAAAUUUCGGAAAACUUCAAAACAUCAGCAUUCCGCAAGUAUCGAAAUCUUUAUUCUCGAUUAUUUCGGUGUAUUUUCUCUGUUCAAGUCUACAAAUUAGUAGACUUUCACUAUCACUAAAAGUGUUUUUUUUUCUGCCAAUUAUCGGUGAUGUUUAGUGAAAAAGACUGUCAAAUUGAAUUUUUGCAAAAACAUUGAUAGAUCGACGGAACAUUAUGUAACACCAGAUGGACACAAAAAUACUAAUUGAUGAAGGUCCUUUCGAAAAUGACAGGUGUAUUUAUUUUUUAAUGCAGGAUGAGGAGUUGUAGGAAAUUGUAAUCUUAAUGGAAAGCAGAGCGGUGAAGAUGAAAUGAAAUAAUUUAUUGAUUAAAACAAUAUUAGGAUUUUAGUACUGAAGUUUUCGUUUCAAAUAUCAAAAUAACAUCAGUCAGAGGUCAUUGUGACCUUUUAUUUUUCCAAAAAUUUGCUAUGAAAUAGUAUAUAUUACUGAAGAGACAUUAGGAUGUGUAUCUGUCAAUCAGUUAGUUUUUCUAUGUUGUGAUAUUUUUUGAGCAAAAACGUUGUUCUCCUCCUCCUUCUCCUCAAUAUCAUUUUUCUGCAUUUUUUUCGAUGAGCCAUCACACGCUUUUGCUCAUCUCUUUUCUCAUUUGAUUUAUGAAUCUAUAUUUUUAUUAGUUCCAUUAUUAUUCUUUCAAUCUAGUUAUGAGCAUUAUUUCGAACGAAUUUUGAAUGAGAUAAAAGAAAUGUGUCUGAUUUGUAUUGGAUACAAAAUACUUCGAAAAGUUACCGAAUUCAUGCCGAAUAUUACUGUUAUAAUUUCACCGAAAUCGAUGUCUUCGGACAAUAUUGAUAAAAUACUUUCAAUUGAAAAUUAUAUUCCGAACGAUAAAUAUAAUGAACCAUCGCCAAUAAAUGAGCGAAGUAGAAGGAGAAAUAAAAUUGAGAAAGGUUUGUUGUGUGAAAGGUUAGCAAAAAGCGCGAGAAAAAUAUUGCUGAAACCUGAAAUUUUCUGAAUAAAAGUCUGAUUUCCCAAAAAUACUCUGAAAUUUGGGCUUUGCAAAAAAUACAGUUUUAAAUGUGGUAUUGGUUUUUAAAAAAAUCAUCAAAAUAAAAUUGGUUUUUUUGCAGUUCGUCUUCGAAAACGAGUUGAUCCAUCUCGACAUGAUGCAGUCGAAGCUGGAUUCGAGCCAAAUGAUAAUGUUGUUCGAUGCAAUUCAACUCAAUCACUUCGAGAUGUUCAACGAACAAAAUCCUAUAACAAUUCGCAAUUUCUUGCAAGUGAUUUGUCAUUGAAUCCAAAUGGAAGAUCUGUUAUUUCUGCAAAAUGUGAUAGCACCAGUGGAAAUGCUCCUACAGCUAUUAUCAAUCCAAAUUAUAACAAUAAUAAUUCACCACAUCAGAAGAUUUUGAAACCAACUCAUAGCAGGUAAGAUAUGAUAAAUCCCCGAAAAGAUAUUGAAUACAAUUAGGGAUACAAGCUGUUGAAAAGGACCCCUGCUGAUUUUUUAAUAGUUUGAAAAGGGUCAAAAGGAGAGAAAUGAUAAAUUAUGUAUUGAACAAUAGGAAAAAUGUUUUAUGAAUUCUUUAUGAGAAAAUUAGUGUUACAAGGUUUUCGACCAUUGCCCAUUCACAAAAAGAAUUUACAAGUUUUCCGAUUUGAGCAAAUAUUUGUGGGCAUUUAAGAGUUCAAACAAUUGAAAAAGAAGAAACAAAAAAGAAACAUAAUAAAUUAAUAUUGAUUUUCAGAUCUUCAUAUGAUUAUAAAGAAGAUUUACGUCUACUCGAACAAGCCACACAACAACAACAACAAUCAAAUCGUCGAUGCAGUUUGCAACCAUUAACAGGUUGGUAUUCCUCUAUUUCAAAAUCGUUUUUUUUUUUCGUAUUUCGACAAAAUAUUUUUUAUCGUAUUAAUUCCUGUCGUCAUCAUAAAAUAAUCCGCGUUUUGCGCAUCGAUUGAUCAAAAAGAUCAGAUUAUUUAUUAAAUUGCCUCUUCAUAUUGAUUGAUUUAAUCGUAGUGCUUCUUGUUUGUAUUUGAAUAGUGCACCUAGCCAAAAGAGAGUCAAAAACAAACAAAAAUCAAAUAUUAUUUUGUGACGGCAGGAGGCAGCUGGGCAUAAGUUUCCUUAUCAGAAGAAGAAGAAGAAAUUCACUUUCUUCUAUUAUCUAUUAGUUUUUGCUAGUAUUUUGAAUAUUUCAACAAAAAAAAAGAAAUUAAAUGUUUCAACGUGAACCAUCGCGAAGAUUGAAAUCGAUUCGAUCGAUUUCUCAUGGUCGAAGAAUUACGAGAAAUCGCGAUGCAGCUGAUGAAUUUGUUGAUAUUUCAGCGAGUUCUUUGUAUCAUUUGACAAAUGGUGGAGGAAGAGUCUCAUCUUCGCAAUUUUUGGCGAAUCCUGGAAAUGGUGGAUCGAUAAGUGCUGAAAGAACAACAAGACCACGUGUUUCGAGUGUGAAUCAAAUUAAUUUGGACAGGUUGGUCUAUUUUGGGAAGGGUUUUUUCUUGAAAAAAAAAAAGUUAUGGAAUGUUAGAAUUUUUAUGAGAAUGAUGGGAAGAAAUAUUUAAAGAUGCUCGAAAAAUAUGAACUUCUCUUUGAAAAAUUUCAAACGGGAUUCAUUUUUUAAGGAUGUUUAAAUAAGCUCAAUUAUCGUUAAUUAUUUGAAAAAAUAUUUUAAAGCUGCUAGAAAAAAUUUGACUAACAGAAUUAUGUUUAUCUUAAUCGGCCCACUUCAACAAAAUUUAAAGUGGUUCGAUUUUUCUGGCUCAUUUUUUAAUUUUCUAUUUAUAAAAUUAUAAAAAAUGGUUCCUGAAACAAAGAUCCCGAAACUCGUUUUCAAAAAUUAAAAUUUCUGAAUUAACCUUUCAAUGAAUAUAUUUCGAAUUUCGAAAAAAAAACCUAGUUUCAGAAUUAUUCCGGUGUUUCCCCAAAUAUGACAUUCGCUCUUUUUUUUCAAGAACAAUUCGAACAUUUCAAAAGUUUUUAUUGCUUGGUAUUUUAUUCAAAUUUUGUUUGAUUUUGUUGACAGUUUGCAAACAAACUGUUUAUAUCAAGUUGAUAUUUGCUAAAUGUCAAAAACAAAUUAUCAAUUUUUGUGGAAAAAAGUAGCAAAUACGAAGAAGAACCUUUUGUUCCAUUUUCUUCGUGAGAAAAAUAAAUUGAAUUAGUUGAUGUGCUCUGAUUAGAUGGAGCGCACUUUCUUCAUUUUCAAUUCUUUGGAAAUUUUCGCGCAUAAAUUGAAUUUCUCUCCAUCUUUCUUCUUCCGUUUAUAUCAAUUUAUUAUUCGUUGCUCCUCUUCCCAUGAGACAAAGAUUUUAUUUUGAAAACGAAGAACAACAAGAAAUUUAUGAUGUAUCCUUAUAAGAGAAUAGAAGGAGACGUUGUCUAAUUAGUCCACUUCAUGUCAAAUUAUACAUAUGACCAGAAAUGCUCUUCUUUUUUCCUAUUAUUUUCUUCGAGUGUCUGUCACAGCUCCAACUGUGUUCAGCUGUUUUUUUUGUCUAUUCAAAAAUGCAUGUGACUAUAUUUUCUUUGAGUUUUUUCUUUUCUUUUUUUUGAUAGUCAUAUGUAAUUUACAAAACUCAUUUAGGAACAAAAUUUUGAAAUUUCCUCUUUUUUGGGAGUCUUCGUCCAUUAAAUAAAUGAACACGAAAGCGAUAAUCGUAAAUUGUAAAUGCCUUCUUUUAUUCAAAUCGAUUCAAAAUGUCGUAUUCUCGAAACAAUAUUUUGAAAAGAAAUUGAAUUUCUAUGAUACAUUUUCGACUUACACUUUCAUAUUGUUUUUUUUAUUCUUGGUUUUGAAAAGAAUCGAAUAGAAAUUUCUGUUUAUUUAUACGAAAAAAGGAAAUCCUUUUUUUUCUCCCAAAACAAACAUAGAUGUUUUUUCACUUCUUCAUUUUUCCUUAUUCCUUUUACAUAUAUAUUGUUUAAUACAAAAAUGUAUAAUUUGACGACAUCUGUCAACUCUUUUCCCAAAAUCCUAGUUAAUUCCUUGUUGUCUUUUUGACACUCUAUUGAUUGUUUGUUUUGUUCUCUUCUUUUUUACUCUUUUCUUAUAAUAAGUAAUAAGUUUCUAGCAAAUGUUAAAUGUCUUCUUCUUCGUCAAUUCGGCCAUCUUGUUCUUGUAAUGAUUCAUUAUUUACGAUUUCUGAUACGGAAUGUUCGGAAAUUGGAUCAGAUUUGAGGAGAAAUAAAAGAAAAGAGCAAAGUUGUACGAGUAAACAUAUUAAGAAAAGGUAUUUGGAAGAUUGACUUAUUUUUUUUUGCUGAAAGUUUUUUAAGAACCGAAAAUAAUGAUGAAAUAACCAGUGAUCCAAAUUAUGAAUCACAAAUAAAAAAAAACUUUUAAAAAUUUAUUUUGAAAAAAAGUGUUCAAAUCAUUUUUUCUCCUUCAAUUAACCAUUUUUUUUUUCAGUCAACGUCGAAGUGUUCACAAUCUCCAUGAUUCCUUCAGCGAAUUUCAAACACCAAACUCAUCGAAUCCCAAAAAGGUUAGUAUUUUUUCGGGGAAUUUCCGAGUAAAAAUAAUUUUGAAACCGCAUGCUUUUCGUAAUAUGACAACCUUGAAACAAGGAACAGUUCAGUUUUUUAUCUACCAAAUCUUUGUCGCUUUUCACUUUUUUUUCGCUGUCUCAAUUAAAUUAUUUAUGAGUUUUAAUUGUUUCUGGUAGGUAACUGGUGUGUCUGAAAAUGAUUUAUUUCUUGAUUUUUAUUUCGGUCAAUUAGAAAUAUAGAUAAGAUAGAAAAUAGACACCAAUAGAUACACUUUGGUGUCAAUUUCGCCCUUCACCAUUGCAUUUCACCACAUAGACACAACACACCCGCUAUUUAUUGCUUGGCGUCCUUUUUUUCUACCUUUCCACAUAAAAAUCCAUCAAUUUUCGUGAAAAAUUUAUAUUGGAGGGUAUAUUUUUGCAAUAAAAUGGCUAGUUUCAACCAUGUGUUUUUGGAAUAUUUGCAUAUCCAUUUUUCUUUUUAUCUCUAGUUUCUCUUUUAUACCUUAUACUCUCUCGCGUUUCUCUUCUAUAAUUCAAUCGAUUUGUUGUUUUUUUUUGGAGAGUGGAAAAAAACGUUCAUUUUGUUUUUUUUGUUGAUAAUACGUUGAUUGUUGAAAAAUGUCUGGUUCCGCAAUGACAUCAAUGGGAAAAUUGCAAUUUUUCUUAUUUUUUCCGUUCAAUUUUUAGUUUGGUAGUUUAUUUUUUCUGAUAAAUUCUAGCAGGCAUCGCUAAAAUUGCACGCUGUAAUUUCUGAAAAAGCCUUACACUUUCCAAUCAUUCGAAAUAUACCUCACUAAAAUCUAGGGUCGAAAUUUUUUUGCUCUGAAAAUUUCAGAAACAAAUUUAGCUGGAAAAUUGAUUGAAACCCUAAUUAAUUAAUUGAUUUUGUAUAAAACACAUUUUUCAAAUUCCCAACCUUAAUGUCUUUUUCUUUUUUUUUGUACAAAAAUAGAAAACAGGUUCUCAAAAAAAUCUAUUCACUGUUUUUUACUCGAAAAAACACAUUUAAUUCCGUAGAUCUUUUGACAGUUUCGAAUAAAAAAAGAGAUCAUCACGAUUUGUUUGGCAAACAUUUGAUUUUCUUUCUUUUUUUGCUAGUUGUUACUUUUUCCUUUUCCAAGUUGUGCCGCGCAUUUUGUUUAAUGCAUUUUUGAAUUUUUAAUGGAGAAAAUCGAAGUGCACCUUGAUGUUUUUAGUAUAUUUUCACCAGCUAAUUAAUUUUUCUGAGUUUAGAAUAAGAUAAAAAAUGACUGUUUCGAAUCGCCGAUCCACUAAAAGUGAUAAAUAGUAGCAGUAUUUUAAUAGGUUUUUUCUCCGAAUAUGACCUCUAUUAUAAAUGUUUUAUUAGACUUUAAUUAUCUGUUUUAUCUCUUUUUUUGUCUGUUCAUUUGUUCCGUAUUUAUAUUCCAUUCAAUCAAUCUCACCCCAAAGUGUUAAACGUAUUUGUCCAUUUAUUCAUUCCUCCAAUAUGAUAUUUGCUCUUGUGCUCUUCUUCUUCAACUUUUUCUUUAUUCUUUUGUGCCUGCCACAUAAUACGACACAAUGAUUUAGUUUCUCCGUGUUUUUCCAACUAUUUCUCAGAUUUUUGUUGAUAGUUUGAUAGAUUCGAGCUUUUCAAAUGUGAUUUUCCGAAACAUUUUCUGGCCGAGCAUUAUUCGAAGAGUUUGCUCUUUGUUUAUCAAAUAAUUAUUUUUCAAGUACUCCAAUAAACAUAUGUUUUAUUUGGAACUACAACAAUUAUUAUUAUUAUAAUAAUUACCAUUCAAGGAUGUUUCCAUUAUUGAUUUCCCCUCGGUUUUUUUCCUAUUCAUUUUUUUCCAAAUUUUCUUUCUGUUUGCUGUUGAAUAUUUUUGGAACAACAAUAAUAGUAACAGUAAUAGUUUUAUUUACCCAUCACUUGACGGAAACACAAAAUGUUUAUUGGAAACAUGAAAACAUUCCAUUUGAAUUAUUCCCACACAUUCAGUUAAUAGAUUUUUAGUAUCUUUUUUUUUGGAUGUCGGCAUUCGGUUUUUGAAGUUGAAGAUGAUUUAUGUGGUGAGAAGAAGAAGAAGAAGGAAUUCUUUUCAUUUUCUAACAAAAAAACAUGAUGAUGAUAAUAAAAUUAAUAAUAUAAUUAUGAAAAAUGAGUCAGAAGGAAACAUUUUGCAAAAAAUAUUUCGCAUUUUUAGAGGCUCUUUUGUUUCACAAGAAAACCUUUUUGAUUUUCACGCUGUUUUUGAUGAAAUUUAACUUUUUCAUAGAACAUUUUUGGUCCAAAAACAGUUCGAUUUAGAAUUUCUGAAAAUCUGAGGUCACUGAAAUAAAACGCAACUAACUGAAAAAUUUUAGAAUUCCAAUACCGUUUUGAAGUCCUUUCAAUUCUCAUACUCUAGAUUCUAACUUGAACGCAUUUCUCUAUUCUGAUUGUUCUCGAUUAAUUCACAAAUGUCUUAUAUAAAAUCUCAAUUUUGUUUCGGAAUAAUUUUAAUUAGCCUAGGCUAUUAGGCUUGCUUCCGAUUCUCCUUUUUAUUCUUCUUCUUUUCCUCUCGUUUUUGUCAUAUCUAAUUAUAACUGUUUUUCGAAUCACACUUCUUCUGUCGUUUUUUUUGCGCAUUCCUCCAUUAGAUGUUUAUCUCCUCCUUUCGUUCUAUUCAUUUUUAUCUUUUUUUUGUUCUGUUCCCGCCUCCUCUUUUUUUUUCUAAGAUUUUCAACAGCGCUACUUUUAUAGCGAACCCAUAUUCGAUUAGUUAUUGGUUAGUUGUUGUUGAAACGAGUUCUCGGAACGUCGAGAAUUUUGUACGGCGUAUAUCUUUAUUUCUAAAUUGAUUAAUAAUAUUUAUGAGUCCUUUUGAUUGGUGUUGUGGUCAAGCAAUGGUUCGAUUUUAUUCAAAAAUGAUGGAAAGAUUAACGGGUGGAAAUGGUGCUGCAGAUUCGACACAUUUUGAUAAUAAUAAUAGAAAUAAUAUGCAUACUAGAGCUAAAUCGGGAAGUCCUGCUUUGCAUAGAAGAAGAGAAAGUCGACCAGAGGUUAAUAAAUAUAUUGAUAAAAUAAAUGGGGGAAAGGGCUCUGUGAUUUAUAUUUGAAAAUAAUAAAUAUGUUCUUGUGUUUCAGAUUGCUGUUGCUCCUUUGACUCAUAAAAGUCGACAUUUGAGUGGUUCUCGUGAUGAUACAAAUGAUAUUCAAAGAAGAGGAAGUGGUUCGAUGAAUUUGCCAGCAUAUAAUAGUUAUUUAAUGAGACAGCAACAAGGAGAAGAAAGACUUGGUAAGGGUUUUGGGGGGAUUUUUUGAGCUGAAAAGAAGGGACGGUUAUGAAUCUAUAAUUUUUCUUUUUCCUAAAUUUUGACAGAGCUCAUCAUUGAAAAAAAUCAAAUUUUUGUUUUCAGUUGAUGGUCCAAUUCGAAAUGGAAAUGAUGCAAGAAUUGCGUAUUUGGAACAAAGAAUUCGAGAUUUGGAAAUUGCAAAGAAUGAAACAAAACCACAGCCACAUACACCACAACAAAUUAGACGUAAGUUUUUCUUUUCAUUUUCAAAAGUUUUUAAAUUUUUCUCAAAACAAUCCGAAUUUUCCCAUUUCUUCCAAAUCAAACGAAAAAAAUCUCGUUUUUCCGAAAAAAAAAUGUCGAAAAAUAUGAGAAAACCAAUUUAUUAUCAUAUCAUGUCAAUAACAUAAUUAUGAUUUAUAUUGCAGAUUCUCGAUCUUCUCCUUUUGCAACAAAUGCAUCUAAUAUGAGUGAUCAAAUUAAAAUUCAAGAGAUAAAUGAGGAAUUGAUGCAUAAAGAAAAACAAGUUACACAAUUGGAGGUUUGUUUUUUCCGAUUUCAAAAAAAUCCAUAAUUUUUAAAUUUUUCAGAGUAAAUUGUUGAAAGCCUAUCAAAAGAUGGAAAGAUUAAACGAGGAAAAUGAGAUGAAAAUUCGAAGUGUUAUUCGAGAAGGCGAACAAACUAAAUCGGAUUUAUCGAGAUGUCUUGGAAAAUUGCAAGAUUUGGAAGAUGAACUUGUAAAUACACGUGAAUCGAUUGAAACAAAUGAUCAAGAAGUGACGAAAAAUUUGAGAAAUCAAAUUUGGAAACAAGAUCGAGAAUUGCAAGAAAGUCGUGUAUUAUUAGCCAGAUUGAAAGAAAAAGAAUCGGAAAUGGAAAAUAUGAAAUCUGAAAUGGCUUAUUUAGAAUUACAAAAUGACAAUUUGAACAAAAAAUUAGAAGCAAAAGUGAAAGAUGUGAAAGCUCUUGAAAAUAAUGUGAGUUGAAAAAGAUUUGGAAACCCUGAACAUAAUUUUUGAAAAAUUUUCAGACUUUGCGACUCGAAGAAGUAAUUUAUCAACAAUCUUGUUCUUCUGGUUCAACACCUUUAGCUGAAGAAUCUGAUCCAAUGUGUGAUAUUCGACCUUCUAUGGCAAAACCAUAUACAAAAGCCCAUUCAACUCUUGGAUCUGGACCAGCAUCUGCUGGUUUAAAUGGUCCAUCAAAAAUAUCUGGAUUGACGAAGAGUUUUUCGAAUUUUGCAAUCAAUUCGACUGCAAAACGCGAUGAUGUUACACCAUUGAUGAGCAGAACUAUCAGGUUUGUUGAAACAUCUUUGCGUUCUGAAGUUUUCUCAUUUUCAUAAUUUUCAGAGAACAAAAUCGUCAUAUUUCAAUGUGUCGUGGAAUGGUUGUUUGUAUGAAUGAUGCACUUAUGAAAUUGAAAAAUGGCGGAAAUUUGGAUAUUUCUCGAUUGUUGGGAGUUAGAAGUAAGUAUUUUGGAGUAAAAAUAUAGUUUUCUGAAUUUGUUCAAAAAUUUAAAACUAAAAAUCAUAAAAAUAUUCAUAUUUUUCCAGUAAAUGUAUUGUCUGAAAGCGAAAUGGAUGAUGAAGAAGAUGAAGCUGAAGAGUCAACACCAUUUUCACUUUUAACUGCUGAAUCUAUUGUGAGUUCUUGUUUUUUUCAUCUUGAGUUUUAUGAGUAGAACUAAAACAUAUUUUUUUAGCUCAUAAAACAAUGUCAAAAGUUGGUUGAACUCGACAAAGAUCUCGAAGCAAUGAGAUGUGCAAUAAUCAAUUGGAAAAAUGAAGAUUCUCAAUCAUCAAAUUUUGAAGGAGAAGGUGAUCGAGAAACUUGUCGCCUUCAAUAA
Caenorhabditis angaria is the source of this 15526-nucleotide messenger RNA. Lineage: Eukaryota; Metazoa; Nematoda; Chromadorea; Rhabditida; Rhabditidae. The record is from the annotation of a GenBank genome assembly.